Messenger RNA from Talaromyces amestolkiae, 2448 nucleotides. RefSeq lists its product as uncharacterized. The coding region runs from base 1 to 2448 and encodes 815 amino acids. NCBI's taxonomy places the organism in Eukaryota, Fungi, Ascomycota, Eurotiomycetes, Eurotiales, Trichocomaceae. The transcript has a single exon. The record is from RefSeq and is a predicted model, not a curated record. Gene Ontology annotation, biological process: carbohydrate metabolic process.
AUGCCACGCCACUGGAGUGAAACGGUAGACUGGAUAUGGGCAUCCAACUGGGACGAAAGCCGCGAUGUCGCUCGCAUCGUGCAAUUCCGGCGCUCAUUCGCCCUCGAAUCAGUGCCAUCUGAAUGUCUCAUUCACGUCUCCGCUGACACGCGAUACCGACUUUAUGUGAAUGGACGCAGCGUAUGCUUUGGUCCUGCCAAAAGUCACUUGGGGGAAUGGAAUUACGAAAGUGUCGAUAUUGCGCCGUUUUGUAACGUCGGCCGCAACACCAUCGCCAUGCGCGUGUUGCGAUAUUCGGCGCAAUUUCCGGGAAAUAUGUCGCUUACGAGGGCAAUAUUACCGGGAGUUAUUGUGCAUUCUGAUGUGGUGGUAAGAGAUCCAACCCAAAUAUUAAUAAAUAUUGCACGUAUCAUAGCUAACGAAGGGAAGCCUGAGGUUGGGACCAACAGUAGCUGGCGGUGGAAAAUAGAUGAGGCCGUACGCAUAGGUAGUAAGUCUGCUUGGGACCCAAAUCUUGGGCCUGUGCUGCUGUCUAUCAAUGAGGAUGUCGAUGGCUCCAAGCAAGACUUGGACUGGGUACAGCCCAACUUCGACGACGGUACUUGGCUACCGGCCGUCAAGGCUACCAUGAAGGCUCCCAUGCUUCCAAUUUUAGAUCAGAGACGCCUAGCCAAGCGCUCAAUCCCGCUUCUACCUGAGACCCCAGGCCGGUUUUUAGAGAUCGUCAAAUGCGACGCCGACACCCCCAGCCUUCAAGACUGGAACCAUCUUAUUCGACAUGACCAACCACUUAAGAUCGAAGCUGGCCGUAGAGUUACUGCCGUUUUCGCCGCAGAGACGUACACAACUGGGUUUAUCUGCCUACAGAUGCGCCAGGGCGCUGGAGCCAAAAUCCGCAUUCGUUGCGCAGAGUGCUUUGAACAGCCAUCGGCCACACCCAACCCAUUUGCUCGCAUCAAAACUGACCGAACUGAUGUCUCGGGAGCUCUUAUGGGUAAAGAUGACUACUAUAUCUGCGGGCGAGACACGCCAAGCGAUGUUGUGGUCACCUAUGAACCAUUCUGGUUUCGAACAUUCCGAUACGUUGAGCUAGAGAUAGAGACUCGGCCUUCUUCGCCAUUAGAAAUUUUGCAGAUGACAUUUCAUGAAACCCACUAUCCGCUAGAGAAAACGACACAAAUCACAAAAUUCCCUUCAGUUGAGGAGUCAAAGUUAUGGGAUAUUAGUAUCAACACGCUGCGCAACUGCAUGCAUGAGACCUACGAGGAUUGCCCGUUUUACGAGCAGAAUCAAUUUGGCAUGGACUCGCGAUUACAAAUACUUUUCACCUACCAGCUCUCCAACGACGAUCGACUUGCCCGUAAAUGCAUGCAAGAAUUUCACUCUAGUCGCCGGUCCGACGGGCUUGUUGAGACGCAUUUCCCGUCGCCGCUUCCUGGUGUUAAUAUCCCCUAUUUUUCGCUCUAUUGGAUCUUCAUGGUAUAUGAUCACAUGAUGUACUUUGGCGACGAGACGCUGGUGCGUCGCUAUCUUGGCACAAUCGACGGUAUCCUCGACCACUUCCAUCAGCGCAUCGAUGACAGUAAUAACUUGGUAGGCCGCAUGGCAUGGGACGCAUGGCCGUUCGUCGACUGGACGCAGCAAUGGUCUGAUCCGGGUCCUGACCACGACUUUCGUAAUCUGGCUGUACCGCCUGCAUACGCUCGUACGGGAUGUAUGACCUACAGCAGCUUGAUAUACUCACUGACACUGCAACGCGCUGCUCAGCUCUGUGAAUUUGUCGGCCGGCGGGAUACUGCAUCUGAGUAUCACCAACGCGCCGCUCAGCUGAACGCAGCUGUCAUGAAACAUUGCUUCCGCGGAGAUUUCCUUGUUGACGGACCUGAUAGCCCUCCCGAAGAGCGCAGCCAGCACGCACAAGUAUUCGCCGUUCUCUGCGGCGCUCUAGAAGGCGAAACUGCUCGCACAGUCCUGCGCCACGCAUUGGCCGACUCGAGCUUUGUGCGAUGCUCUUACGCCAUGUCCUUCUAUGUCUUCGAAGCUGUGCGAACAGCAGGUCUUUAUGACGAGCUGCGGAGUACAUUGUUAGAGCCAUGGCGCGACAUGGUUCGUCAGAAUUUGUCCACAUGGGCCGAGUCAGCAGCUAUGCCACGUAGUGACUGUCAUGCAUGGAGUUCUGUUCCAAUUCAUGAUUUUGUUGCCAAUGUAGCUGGCCUGACCCCCGCAACGCCCGGAUUUAAACGUAUACGGCUGGAACCUCGGCGCGAGCUUUGGAAGGAGAUGUCGGGCUCGUUUGCAGUAGGCAACGGCUCAAUAGCCAUGUCGUGGAGUCCAGGAGAGCCGGUUGAGUUGGUGCCCUCAUUCGAUACCGAUGUUGAGAUUUGUGAUGGAAGUGCAAGCACACUUUACAAUGUGAAGAAGGACACAAAGCUGAGGUUCGAUAUUUGA